AUGGAAAGGUCAUGUCCCCAAGAGGCUGGUGCAGACUGCUCAUCCCCAUUGCUGAUUGCUGCCAUCAUCCCACCUUCCCUCCACCUGUCCCCAACUCAGGGAAAGCUCCUGGUCAGCUCACCAGCACUUGACUGCCUUCUGCCUCUCAAGAGCCUUGUGGCUUGUGGAUGGGUUGCCCCUUCAAGUAGGGACCUGAUCCUGUCAGUUGUGACCACGUUCAUCCUGCAGAGAUUCACAGAUGACCCUUGGCUCCAGGAAGCCCUCUUUUGCCUCUUCUUCACUCUGUUUGUGGUGGCCCUGAUGGGCAAUGGCCUGAUCAUAAUGGCCAUCUACUCCAGCCCCAACCUCCAUACCCCCAUGUACUACUUCCUUGUCAACUUGGCCCUGCUGGAUGUAGCCUGCAUCUCAACUGUCCUGCCCAAGGCCCUGCAGAGCCUGGUGGCUGAGAAUACCAUCUCCUUUGGGGGAUGCCUCACCCAGAUGUUUGUCUUCUCCUGGCUCCUAGGCUCUGAGCUGCUGCUCUUCUCUGCCAUGGCCUAUGACCGCUACCUGGCCAUCUGUCAGCCACUGCACUAUGGCAUCCUGAUGAGCAGUAGGGUCUGUGUGUCUCUAGCAUCCUUUGUGUGGUCCACGGGGGCCCUCAACUCCUUGCUCCUCACCUGUCUGACUCUGCCACUGUCGUUCUGUGGCCCCAAUCUUAUCACACACUUUUUUUGUGAGAUCCCAUCUGGGCUUUUGCUGUCCUGCAGCCCCACCUUUGUCAGCGAUGUCAUGACCAUCAUCACAGACAUGUUUCUGACUGGCCUGAACUUCCUGCUGACUAUGACUUCCUAUAGCUUCAUCAUCACCAGCAUCCUGCGCAUCCAGUCAGCGGAAGGCAAACAGCGAGCCUUCUCCACUUGCUCUUCCCACCUGGUGGUGGUCACUCUAUACUACUCCACUGUGCUCUACACCUAUAUCCGGCCAGUCCUGGGCUCUGCUGGGCUCUUGGACAAAGUUGCUGCCAUUUUGUAUACCACUGUGACUCCCUCUCUCAACCCCCUGAUCUACACUCUGAGAAACAAGGACUUCAAAGCAUCUGUCAGAAAACUAGUUUUUCCCAAAUGA
Cavia porcellus (domestic guinea pig) is the source of this 1107-nucleotide messenger RNA. RefSeq names its product olfactory receptor 13G1-like. Gene Ontology annotation, biological process: G protein-coupled receptor signaling pathway. Gene Ontology annotation, molecular function: G protein-coupled receptor activity; olfactory receptor activity; odorant binding. Lineage: Eukaryota; Metazoa; Chordata; Mammalia; Rodentia; Caviidae. The record is from RefSeq and is a predicted model, not a curated record. Gene Ontology annotation, cellular component: membrane.